GGAUGAGCGCCUGCGGGAGGAAGGCACUGACCCUGCUGAGCAGCGUCUUUGCUGUCUGCGGCCUGGGCCUCCUGGGCAUCGCGGUCAGCACCGACUACUGGCUGUACCUGGAGGAGGGUGUGGUCCUGCCCCAGAACCAGAGCACGGAGAUCAAGAUGUCCCUGCACUCGGGCCUCUGGCGAGUCUGCUUCCUUGCAGGUGAGGAGCGUGGCCGCUGCUUCACCAUAGAAUACGUGAUGCCCAUGAGCACCCAGCUGACAUCGGAGUCCACGGUCAAUGUCCUCAAAAUGAUUCGCUCGGCCACACCGUUCCCCCUGGUCAGCCUCUUCUUCAUGUUCAUUGGGUUUAUCUUGAACAACAUUGGACACAUCCGUCCCCACAGGACAAUACUGGCCUUUGUCUCUGGCAUCUUCUUUAUCCUCUCAGGCCUCUCCCUCGUGGUGGGUCUGGUGCUCUACAUCUCCAGCAUCAAUGACGAGAUGCUCAACAGAACCAAGGACGCAGAGACCUAUUUCAACUACAAAUAUGGAUGGUCCUUUGCCUUUGCUGCCAUCUCCUUCCUUUUAACAGAGAGUGCGGGGGUGAUGUCUGUGUACCUGUUCAUGAAGCGGUACACCGCGGAGGACAUGUACAGGCCUCACCCCGGCUUCUAUCGCCCGCGGCUGAGCAACUGCUCCGAUUACUCGGGCCAGUUCCUCCACCCGGACGCCUGGAUCCGGGGCCGCAGCCCCUCGGACAUCUCCAGCGACGCCUCCCUGCAGAUGAACAGCAACUACCCAGCCCUGCUCAAGUGCCCCGACUACGACCAGAUGUCCUCUUCUCCCUGCUGAGCCGGGCGGCCUCCUCCAUGGACGGUGGACAGCGGACCGCCACUCCCAUGCUCCCUUUGCUGGCCCCUGAGCUUCAGCCCCGUGGGCGACAAGCCCAGCCCCCUCGUGCUUAGGUGUUACUGCUUGACCCAAGUCAUCUUCCUGCUUCCUUCGGAGCAGCCAUACCCGCCCUCAGUUCCGGUGGGAGGAGUCUAGAGCCAGAGGGCAAUCUGAUUGGCUGAGAGUAUGGUGUAACCCCGCCUCCUGAGUGCCAAUCAAAGCUGGGGCACCCUGAAACAGCGGCUCUCGGCUUGUGUGUUUUUGGACUUUCGUGCUUGCCGAGUGGCUUGGCCCUCGCGUUCGUGAUCUGGGCCAUUGGGCCAAAAAAGGUGACUUUGCUAUGGAAGUCCAGCUAGUUCCUCAUCCUCAAGCAGGCGGUGUUCCUUGUGAAACCUUUAUCCUUUUUUGUCAACCACGUCCCUCCAUACAGCUGUGCCCUCCUCCCCAUUCCACCCCACAGGCUGAGACCCUCUAAGGACCCCAACAAACUGUGAACGUCUCCACUCGCCAGGUCUCAGCUGUUCCUAGCCCUGUCCCAGGGGCUAAGGGUGGGCCCACCCCAUGAAGUCACAAAGCGGUGUUAAUGGCUGACAGUGUCUUAAUAUGUCUUGCCCCUCGGUAACACAUUUAACAGAGGCCUUUAAUGCCGUAACCCAGAGGUGUGACUCUUGACGGAAUUUCAGAAUCUGGCUGUUCCCGAGUUAGUAUUGCCAGGCACCCUUCUAGCACCCCCUGCCCUGAAGGCGCUCACAAGGGCUGUAUUUCAGUCCAAGGCUCUGAAAUCUAAUCACAUAGGCAGACGUCUAUGCUAUGUAAGUAGAGGGCAGCUUUGGGGAGAGGCUGCCUGGACUUUGGAGCUGGAUUUGGUCACCCUUGGUGCAUUUUGAGCCUCAACAAGCCAGACUCCGGAUAACCCAGCUGCUCUCCCGAGGAUGGCCCUGACCAUUUGGGGGUUGCCAAGUCAGUCCUAUCGCAGGGCAGUGCAUGCUUCUUGGUAUGGGCAAGCGUGCACCCAGUCAAAUCACAUGACUAAGCAGUGUGAUGCCCGUUCCAUGGUAGGAAGCCUGAGCUAGGAUGUGGCACUCUCAGUUCCCCAGGUGUCAGCUCAGCGUAACUUCUUUGUUAUGAGAUUUCUACGUAGCAAAACAACGCUCUGCUCUCUUUGCCGUGUAUUUUUGCUGUGCCAGCUUUUCUCUCUUGCUCUUGCUCUCUUUAAGAUACCAUUAGGCUCUUGGUGCCCAAAGUCACAGUGGGCAAUAAGUGGGCUCUGGAGAGUAGGAUGAAAAACUGCACGCCUGGUGUGUGCCACCUUUGUAAGGAAGAGUUGUUUGCUUACUCCAUUUAUUUCACAGCAAGGUAGAGGACAAAGGUAAGAGAAGCCUACUCCAGUCCCAGUUUAGCCACUAAGUCACCAUUAUCCUUGGGCAAGUCCCUUCUCCUCUGAGGGGCUUGGGCUAAAUUAUUUCCAAGCCCACUCCCCACACUCCCAUCCCCAACUCUAAUAAUUCAGUCUCCUGUAGAAAGCUCUAGAUUAUUAUUGUAUGUAACUUUUUAACUCUUGCCUGUAAGCAGAUAGCAAGCCUAAAGCCCCACUUUCUACUUCAUUAGCACCCUCCGAAUGACAGCCAGUGUGGUUACUGUUUGCAGAAUAAGGAAUCCAACGCCAAGCCACUUAGUGUACUUUUUGCUGACCCAUUGUCUUAGAUGUGCUUCUCUCCAAUUUUUGUCAAUGUAAUUAGUUCCUGUGAUGCACUCUUUUGCUUCUAAAACAACUUUCUCAUCGCUGUGCCAGGCUUGCUUUUGUGCACAUGGAAAAUAGAGACCCCUCCUAAGUGUGAGCUGAUUGUUGCGUGUGCCGUCAUCAGGCCAGGCCUUUACUGCCUGGGAGCAUGCAGUUUACACUUAUCUUAGAUUCUGGGUCCUUUUCGUCAUCUGUGCUGAAUGUAUCAAUAAUUGUGCAACCAUUACUGUUUCCUUUCAGUCUAUAAAUUAAUCUCAGAACUGGGGCUUAUUUGUAGGCUCUCCAUGAUCAAAAUAUUUUAUCAGACAUUAAAGUGUGUAACCUCAACUCGUAAAUCAUGCAUUAAGGCCCCCUUCCCAAUACACUUUCUGAUAUCUUGUUUCCUCAAGCACUUUAAGGAAAUGCUUUGGUAGUUUUAUUCUUUGUUGCUUUUAAAAAUUUGGGAGGGGGGAAACUAAUAAAUGAAAGUCUCUUGAAUUAUGGAAUAAAACCACUCAGGGUUACCAGCUGUCAGGAGGGAACAAUUCUGACUUUGGUUUCCUCCCACCUGAGACUCCCCACC
Messenger RNA from Choloepus didactylus (southern two-toed sloth), 3172 nucleotides. RefSeq names its product calcium voltage-gated channel auxiliary subunit gamma 5 (gene CACNG5). Gene Ontology annotation, molecular function: channel regulator activity; voltage-gated calcium channel activity. The record is from RefSeq and is a predicted model, not a curated record. Lineage: Eukaryota; Metazoa; Chordata; Mammalia; Pilosa; Megalonychidae. Bases 3 to 830 code for a protein of 275 amino acids. Gene Ontology annotation, cellular component: postsynaptic density membrane; AMPA glutamate receptor complex. Gene Ontology annotation, biological process: transmission of nerve impulse; postsynaptic neurotransmitter receptor diffusion trapping; neurotransmitter receptor internalization. The transcript is spliced from 5 exons.